UCAUAUGCAUUGCUUUGAUUUUAUUUGUGCUUUAUACAUAAGACAAAAUAUAAUCAAUGAAUACUUGUUAAAAUCGUUUUAAAGCAUAGUUGUCAAAUAUUAAUUUUUAUUUCAUAAUUUAUACUUAUCGAUAAUUAAAAAUAUCAUUAAUCAAAAUUAUGUAUUUACAAGUAUACUGGUCAAAAUGAAACACCUAAAUAAAAACAAAAGAGUAUUGUGCAAAAAAAAAAAAAAAAAACAAAAGAGUAUUAAUUUUUUUUUUUUUAAAAAAAAAAGAAAAAAAAGAGUAUUAUGUAAGAGUAAAACUCUCAUAGGGAGUGGAAAACCCAACACACAACUGUCCUUAUCUUCAAUUCUUAAUUUCAACUCUUUUUUUUGCCCUUUAUAUUUUCACUACUCCUUAAUCUAUUUUAACUGGUUAGCAGCAACUUUUCCACUUCCCAAUUCCACCAUUUCCGUCCCUUCCUCCUCUCCACUCUCAAAACAAGCAACCCCCUUACAAAAUCCCAAAACAGAGUCAUAUCCCCUUCAAAUCUUCAAUACAGAUUUCCAAACACAAAAUGGCACAAUCAAUAGAAUCACCUCCCUCAUCAUUCUCAACAAUCUCUGCUUACUUCCGGGCCCUGAGUCAAACCCCGCAACGCCUCGCUCGCCGAGCCAUCUCCGUCUCCACCCCUUUCGAGGAGCUCAGCCAUGUCCGAGCCCGCUCCGGGACCGACAUGCGACGAUCCCUCCGUUGGUACGACCUCGUUGCCCUCGGCAUCGGCGGUAUGGUCGGCGCUGGCAUCUUCGUCACCGCCGGUAAAGCCUCUCAUUCUUACGCUGGCCCUGCCGUCAUCCUUUCCUACGCCAUUGCCGGCCUUUGCGCUCUUCUCUCCGCCUUCUGCUACACCGAGUUCGCUGUUGAUAUCCCCCUUGCCGGCGGCGCCUUCUCCUAUCUCCGCGUCACCUUCGGGGAAUUUGCUGCAUUUUUAACUGGAGCAAAUUUGGUGUUGGAUUAUGUACUAUCCAAUGCCGCCGUUGCUAGAAGUUUCACCGCCUACUUCGGCACUGCAAUCGGUAUCUCCACCUCUAAAUGGAGGUUUACUCUCUCUCUUCUUCCCAAAGGCUUCAAUGAAAUUGACGUCAUUGCCGUCCUCGUCGCUCUCAUCAUCACCAUUAUCAUUUGUUAUAGUACAAGGGAGAGCUCAGUAGUAAACAUGCUCCUAACAGCACUACAUUUGAUAUUCAUUGGAUUCAUAAUUGUGAUGGGAUACACAAAAGGAGAUGUAAAGAAUUUCACGAAACCGGAGAACCCGAAUAACCCGGGUGGGUUUUUUCCAUACGGGUUGACCGGAGUAUUUAAUGGAGCAGCAUUGGUUUACUUGAGUUACAUUGGAUACGACGCCGUUUCGACAAUGGCUGAGGAAGUUCAUAACCCGGUUAAAGAUAUUCCAAUUGGAGUUUCGGGUUCCGUUAUUAUCGUCACUGUUCUAUACUGCUUGAUGUCUAUUUCCAUGUCCAUGCUUCUUCCAUACGACGCCAUAGACCCAGAAGCAGCAUUUACAGAGGCAUUCAAGGGAGAAAAAGGAUUGGAAUGGGUGUCAAAAGUGAUAGGAAGUGGGGUAAGUUUUGCGAUAUUGACAUCAUUAAUGGUGUCGAUGCUGGGACAAGCUCGUUACAUGUGUGUGAUCGGACGGUCUAAUGUUGUUCCAUCUUGGUUUGCUAGGGUCCACCCUAACACAUCUACACCCGUCAACGCUUCCGCUUUUCUCGGGUCAAUUCCACCUUGUGAAGGGGAGAGACACCGGACAAGAGUUCAGUGGGCUUUGGAUCCUCCCCCAAUUAAAAUAGGGACUGGCAGACCUAGAAAAAACAGGAUCAAAGAUCCCUUUGAAAAUCCUUCAAAGCCUGGUCACCUCACUAAGACUAGGAUGGAGAUGACAUGCAGUAAUUGCCAAUCGAAGGGCCACAAUAAAAGGAAGUGUGGUAAUCCAACCUCCUCUGCCAGUGAGCCUACCACCAAGAAGCAAGCAACUGCAGCUCAACCUCAACCACAACACCUACCUACUAAUGCAGAGGCUUAAUCACAUUAUCAGGCUACAACACAGCCCAUCCAACUUGGGAGGGGUGGUAGAAUGAUCAAAGGAGGCAGGGGUUUAAGAGGGGGGGGGGGAGGACUGGCUUAGCUUUCGGUGGACAAAGCAACACUACAUCUGCAAUAGGACAGGGAAGGGGUGGAAGGGAAUCAACAGGUGGCAGGGGAUCAAGAGGUGGCAAGGGCUCAAGGGGUGGCAGGACCAGGGUUCCUGUUGGUGUGGGAGUGCUGUUUGCAGCUGAUGGUUCUGCAAUAAAUUAGGGUCCAUCACAAUAUGAUGUAAACCAGGGUCCUUCACAAGUCAGCAAAAAUGUGCAUCCCACUAAGACAACCCACAUCUGAUGUAUGACAAUACCAGCUGAACUCAUGAAGCCUUCUUUUGGCAACAAUGUGUCGGUGUAAUUCAGGGUUGCUUUUAAUUAGUGAACAAUUUUUCUAUUUUGUUGAACAAUUUAUUUAUUUAUUUUAUUUUAUUUUUUAUUUUUUUAACACAAAAAAAUAGCUAACAAUUAAGCAAAAGAAAGGGAAGCCUUUUUUAUUCAAUCAUUAGUCUUAAUAGCUACACAUUCAACUAGAACACAACCAACAAACAACCAACAACAGUCUACUACUAGAAGGACAUAAUCACUAUCCCAAACAAAACCCAUGAGAAAACCAAAGCCAAAGAAAAAUUUCUCUCAUUCCUUGAACUCUUCAUCAACUUAAUUCGCAUUUGAUUGACUUUACCCUUAAGUUCUUGAACAUCUUCUUCCAAGUUCUCCUUUUUCAGCUGCACCCUCUUCACCUUAUCUUCGAGCAUCUGCUUGUGCAUCUCUAACUCAACAAUGGUGGUUUCUUUUUCAAACAAUUGAAACCAUAAAUCAUCAACCUCAUCUCUCACACCUAUCCACUUAAAAAAAACCACAAUUUGUAUCCUGUACAUCAAACCACAAUUAGUUAUAUAAACCCUAAUUACAUUGGAUAAUUGAGAUAAUUAAUGAACCAAUUCAAUUCUUAUAGGCCAUAAUGGGCAGCCAUGGAGCUUCAACCCCACAUUUGGAUCAUUUUUCACCGAUCGCACAACCGCAUCUCUUCCCCAAUUACAUUUAAUCCUCCCAAAUGACCCCCCCCUUGAUGAAGAAGACCCUGACGUAGCAAUUUGAUGCUUUGUCCUCUCUAUUAUUGCUGACAAAUUAAAAAGAUAGGAUUUUAAAGACUCAAGCAAUUUUGUUGAAGAAAGAGAAAAGCCAUUACUUUUUAAAACAAAACAAUUAAAAAAAAAAUAAAAGAAAUAAACCCUAACGGUAAGUGCCACGUCAUCCCCAAACCGGGUACAACAGGCCAGGUUACCUUACCUGUUUGGUCCAUUAUCGGAGAAAAAUGUUAAACUUGUGUUGAAUAUGGGCAGAUUUAAAGGUUAGUCCAAUAUGAGAGAACCGCCCAAAGGUUUGUCUGUUUAUGUUAAAUUUUCCUAUUUUUUUCACGCAAGAAGGAAAGCAUUACAUUAGGAGAAUAAAUCCCCUUUUAAAAUACUUCAGUUUGUCUGACAAAGCCAAUAUGAAUUUGCAGAAAGCAUUAAAAAAGACUG
Molecule: messenger RNA, 3644 nt
Organism: Chenopodium quinoa (quinoa)
Lineage: Eukaryota; Viridiplantae; Streptophyta; Magnoliopsida; Caryophyllales; Amaranthaceae
Product: cationic amino acid transporter 6, chloroplastic-like
Exons: 5
Coding region: 561-2066 (501 amino acids)
Biological process (GO): amino acid transport; transmembrane transport
Cellular component (GO): plasma membrane
Molecular function (GO): amino acid transmembrane transporter activity
Source: RefSeq, a predicted model, not a curated record